GACGAUUUUUGUGUGCACUUUUAGCCACUCCAGUGCUAAACUAUUGUUUAUUGGAUACCAAUUGUAAACUAUACAAUAUCGUAUGUAUUUAAUCAAUGUGCGCUGCAUUGUGUGACGCGUAAAAAAUACGCAAGUCUACAGCCAACAAAUCGCCAAUUUGCUCGGGUGAAAUUUCAAUGAACUGAGAAAACAAAGGCAGAGACACACACACAGCGAGGAAGAAGCAGCAGCGGAGGCAACAGCGCAAUAGCAAGCAAUUAUUUACAUACUUACAAAAAAUAAACUAUAUCUUUUACACACAACCUGAGGCGAACAUUGCGAAAAAGCCUAUUACACAGUGCAUAGCGUUGCGAAAUUAACAACAAAAAUAUAAAAAAUCGGUAGUUUUGUGCGAAUUUGCAUAAGUGUACGUGUGUACGUGCGGCCGCUGGGAGCACCAGACAGCCACAAAAAAAACUUUGCACUUCUCAGAAGGCACAUAUAAAAAGCGCUUCGGAACUCCUUUUCGUGUGGCGACGACAACGAAGACGAGACCACGACCAACACCAGCGAAUACAUACAAACAAACACCUACACUCGUAUAUGUGUACAUACAUAUACAAGACAAACAUAUAUGCAACAUUUUUAGGGACGAGAACACGGCGCGGAAAAUUACUAACUAACCUCUCCCGCACGUUUUGUUACACUUGGCGCAUUUAUGUACGUGUGUAUGUGUGCGUGCAAGUGUGAGAGCAUAUAGUAUAUAUAUAUAUCCUGUGCGCGUCCCGUUCGGAGACUCCAUCAGUCGCCGCGCUUAUACCGUUUCCACACACACGCAUUAGUGUGUGCAUGUGUGUGAGUGCCAUUUUUAAUACAAUAUAAAAAUUGUGCGCGCGCCAACAGCAUUAAACGCUGACCCUAACCUUUGAUAGCCUCCAGCAUUGGAGGAGUUUUAUUUAAAAAAAUAACAAUAUUAUAGUAAGAACCGUAUCAUUUGACAAAAACCUCAACGCGCGGAGGUCGAGGACGAUCCAUCAGACGGUCGACGACGACGACGUUGCCCAGGCGCUUUGGAAUGUUAGAUGCGGUGAGAACCAACAGUUCAGUGUAUGUUGUUGUUGGCUGCAGUCGUUUGAAAAAAGCAGGAAUCGUGGAAGAAGAAGAAGCCGAGGUAUCAUUUAACAUUAAUCUAGAUUAUGGCGAAUUUAAAUUUUCAACAACCCCCAAGAAGCAUAGCAAACGCUACAUUAUCGGGUCGAACAACAGGCGGCUUCGGUGGUAGCUCACUGUCUGGCCAUGUAACGCCCACGUCAGGCAUGUUUCAAACCGAUUUCGCCACUUCUUAUCCAGGCGCAGCGAAUUAUGGCCAAACGCAACAACAGCCUCAACUCUCGCCUAAUCGCAGUACGCAACUGUCUGUCGGCGGACCUGCUCUCUCCAGUGGCAAUCGCAAUGCGAAUAUAUUCGGCCAGAGGGGAGCAUUCGUGGAGCGGCGUGCCAUGCAGGGUGGUCUCGGUGGCGGUCCCAUGUCGAACAUGGGAAACUUCAUUCAAACGAGCCGCGGCGGUUAUGGCACGGGCGCUGGCGGCGGUGGUCCUUUAAAUAAUUUCCACAGUGUAUUCAGUGGCGGCAGUGGCCCAGAUUCGACCACACCUGCGCUACUCGAUCCCACGGAGUUUCCAUCGCUGACAAAUGCGCGCGGUCAAAACGAUCAGUCACUGCCCCAAUCGAAUCCGCUCCAGCCGCCGGGCAGUAAAGCUUAUGGUAAUUUUUUUACCUCUUUUGGCAUGGUGAAGCAGCCAACGUCAGAGCAAUCGGAAUUCACGAUGUCCAAUGAGGACUUCCCUGCGUUACCGGGCACUCAAAACUCGGACGGCACAACGAACGCAGUUGGGAACAGCAGCGGCGCUGGUGGUGGCGUUACAGAUAACAAUCUGGAUGGCACGGAAAAGGCAAUGAAUUCGAUUAUUGUCAGCGGUGGUGGUGGCAGCGGAGGUGGCAGUGGUGGCAUUGUUGGUGGAAAUGGUCUCGGCGCAGUGGGCAGUGGAAUCGGUGGUGUUGUGGUUGGAGGCAACUCAUCCAGUUCUAGUGUGGGCGUGAGUUCGACGCAUGUAGGAUUAGUGGGAGGAGGCAGCAGCGGUGUCAAUAGUGUAACUGGCAGUAAUGCGAUGAUGGGAGUCGGCGGUGGACUGGGCAGUGGUGGUAGCAGCGGCAGCGGCAACGAGCAUCUGAACGAUAAUUCCAGCAAUGAUAAACUUGUGAAAAGUGGCGUUCAAACAUCGCCAGAUGGCAAGGUCACAAACAUACCAGCGAGCAUGGUGAAUAAUCAGUUUGGCAUGGUGGGCCUGCUGACAUUCAUUCGUGCCGCCGAAUCGGAUCCAAAUCUGGUGGCGUUGUCUUUGGGCACUGAUCUGACGGGUCUGGGAUUGAAUCUGAAUUCACAAGAGAGUUUGCAUCCAACAUUCGCAGGACCGUACUCGGAACUGCCCUGCAGAGCACAAGACAUUGAGUUCAACGUGCCACCCGAAUAUCUGAUUAAUUUCGCGAUAAAAGAUAAACUCAACGCGCCGCUACUGAAAAAACUGCAAGAAGAUCUGCUCUUUUUUCUGUUCUAUACGAAUAUCGGCGAUAUGAUGCAAUUGAUGGCAGCAGCCGAGUUGCACAGUCGUGAAUGGCGGUAUCUUGUGGAGGAGAAAAUUUGGAUAACUCGAAUUCCUGGCAUGAAUCAAUAUGAAAAAAAUGGUACAAAAGAGCGUGGCACCUUCUACUACUUUGAUGCGCAAAGUUGGAAACGUUUGUCCAAGGUUUUCCAAAUAGAUGCCGAGAAAUUAGAUAAAUGUCCCAAUAUAAGUGCGUUUAUGAAUGGACAGUCUGUAUAA
Messenger RNA from Scaptodrosophila lebanonensis, 2858 nucleotides. RefSeq names its product regulator of gene activity (gene Rga). Gene Ontology annotation, cellular component: CCR4-NOT core complex; P-body. The coding region runs from base 1176 to 2858 and encodes 560 amino acids. The transcript has 8 exons. The record is from RefSeq and is a predicted model, not a curated record. Gene Ontology annotation, biological process: regulation of stem cell population maintenance; nuclear-transcribed mRNA poly(A) tail shortening; regulation of DNA-templated transcription. Lineage: Eukaryota; Metazoa; Arthropoda; Insecta; Diptera; Drosophilidae.